GAUAACUCCAGUUCAGUCAUGAAAAUCUUUUGAUACUAUAAAAAUGUAUUCUUUCUUGUUCAUAAUUUUAGUAAAUUAUUUACAAAUUACUUCAGCUUCUGUGUGUGAUAUUUGCUCGUGUUUUACAUCAGGUACAACACAAGUUUCUAAUUGCAGUGGAAAGUUAAUAGAUUACAAUGGAGUUAAUUUGAAUAUUUUUCCUACUUUUUUUGCUGAAAGAAUACCUGAUAAAUUGAUUCUGUCAAGCAAUAAUAUUUCACAAUGGGAAUCACCAAUACUGAUUAAUAAUUUUAAAAACUUUGAAGGAUUAAAAGAGCUCGAUUUAUCAUUUAAUGAUUUAAAGACACUAGAUAUAAGUUUUUAUUGUAAUGUUUCAAUUCGCGAGCUAAAUGUGAGUCAUAAUUUAAUAGAUUCUUUCAUAGAAACACUUUCUAUAAAUAAUAAUAGUUCAUUAAAGCAUUUUGACUUAUCGUACAACCAGCUCCAAAUUAUAAAUAAAACUACAUUUCAACAUUUUCCUCAGUUAGAAUUUUUAGAUUUAUCUUUUAAUCUUAUAAAAUCAAUUGAGACUCAAGCAUUUCAACAUUUUCGCGGUCUUAAUUUUUUAAAAUUAAAUAACAAUUAUUUAACUUCUUUUGUUCAAAGUAUAUCUGCCGUUUCUUUGAAACUUGACAAUAAUUUUAUUACAAGUCUUGACUUAUUAAAGGUAAAUGAUCUUAAAACUCAAUCAAGAUUAAACUAUUUAAAUGUUAGUAAAAAUCAAUUGACCUCAAUUAUGGAUAGUAAACUCAUGAAUCUUCAUACACUGGAUAUUUCUUAUAAUAAUCUUUCUAAAAUUCCAUCAUCAAUUAAUUCUAAAAAUUUUCCGAAUCUUGAUACUCUGAUAGUAAGUGGUAAUCCUUUAAAUAUAUUAAAAUUUGAUUCUGAUAUAAAAUUGAAAAAUUUUAUUGCUGAUAACAUUAAUUUAUUGAAUACAAUUGAUAAAGAUGUUUUUGACUAUUUGAAAACAUAUCCAAAUGACUGCAUUAAUAUCAGUAUUUCUUUCAAUAAAAAUUUAAAAAGUGUAAAUGAAGAGUGGUUGGAUAAUCUUCGAAUAUGUUAUCUCGAUUUAAGUCAUAAUUCUUUGGAAAAAAUUACACCGAGAGCGAUUCAACUAACUGACACUUCAUUCCCAAAAUAUGGAAUAAAUUUGCAGCAUAAUCCAUUUAUUUGCGAUUGCAACUUUCAAUGGGUGUUGGAUUCUUUUAUUCCUAAAUUGUAUUCUUCUCACUCAAUGUUUUUGGCAGAUUUGAGGUGUAGUAAACCACUGAAAUUAUCCAAUAUGAGAAUCAUACAUUGGUAUAAUUGGAAAACAAAAGUAUUUUGUAAUCAUGUAAAUUCUGAAUCAGUUGAACAAUUGGAAAAAUUAGUUAUUUAUGAAGAUGUGAAUAUUAACAAUUUACCAAUUAGUUCAACGGUUUCUAUUAAACCACGUAAAUCUGUACUAGUUUUAAUUAUUGCUGCUACUGUAAGUUUAACAGUAAUUACUAUCGCUGGUUUGUUUAUGUCACAUAAAUUACUUGAAAGACGGCGGCGACAAAAUAGGAGAUUUUAAGAUUCAAUGUGAAAUUUUAGGAAUGCUUUAAAUUAUUAAUGUUAGACACUAGAGAGAAUCCCAACUUUGUAUAUGUUUUAAAGUAUGUAAACGAUAAAUAAAAUAUAUUUAUUAAAUUUA
Molecule: messenger RNA, 1714 nt
Organism: Chelonus insularis
Lineage: Eukaryota; Metazoa; Arthropoda; Insecta; Hymenoptera; Braconidae
Product: chaoptin-like
Exons: 4
Coding region: 44-1594 (516 amino acids)
Molecular function (GO): protein binding
Source: RefSeq, a predicted model, not a curated record